Messenger RNA from Python bivittatus (Burmese python), 3957 nucleotides. RefSeq names its product ring finger protein 41 (gene RNF41). NCBI's taxonomy places the organism in Eukaryota, Metazoa, Chordata, Lepidosauria, Squamata, Pythonidae. Gene Ontology annotation, molecular function: ubiquitin protein ligase activity; zinc ion binding. Gene Ontology annotation, biological process: regulation of canonical NF-kappaB signal transduction; protein ubiquitination. The record is from RefSeq and is a predicted model, not a curated record. Gene Ontology annotation, cellular component: plasma membrane signaling receptor complex.
UUGACUUAGGUUUCUUACUCCUUCUUUGUGCUCUGUAUAAUGUUGCUUACCCAGAAAGGGAAUAAUGUGAUGGUACAUUAUUAUAUGCAUUGUAUAUAAUUGUAUAUAAUGCAUUGUAUAUAGAAUUGUAUGUGAUUCUGUAGUUUUCAGUUUAAAUGCUGCUUUUUAUUUUUUAAGAGAAAAAAAUCUCCAAAGAGAUUAGCGUCUUAAAAAAAAAUACAGUACAAAGCUACCUACAUAGAAUGAAGCUUUUGCUAAUGAGAGAGACUAGCAGUGUUCUGGGGAGAAGAAGAUAGACUUGGUGACUGAAACUUAGGCAAAAUCCUUGAUGUGUCUGCAAACAACCAAACGCAUUGAAGCCAGUCCCAGCUUAAUUAAUAAUAACCAUCUUUAUGUUAACUUAAUCACCAUUGUGGUUGCUUGCUGAUGGCUGAUAGUUGCAGUUUUUUAGGAGGGGAACUGAUUAGGGUUGGAAAGGUGGACUAGAUUGGGGAAAAGAGAAACAAGCUUCCAUCUGUGUCCAAAGGCUAACAGAGAGGAUCAUCGUUAAAAUAAUACUGUCUUUGAGGUCCAGUUGACAUAAGGAAUCAGAGCCAAGAUUCUGGCUGUUAAGAUAAAUGAUGACUUAAUCUAAAUAAGAAGAGGGAAAAAGAUGGGCCAUGGUGAGAGUUCAAUUCAGAAGAGCAGCGCAACAUCAGCAUUGUCUUGUUGCUAUUCAGGAAGAAAUUCUACUACAGAAGCGUUUUGGCAUUGGUAAUGAGAAAUGGGGUAUGAUGUAGCACGUUUUCAAGGGGAUGUUGAUGAAGAUCUUAUUUGCCCCAUCUGCAGUGGGGUUUUGGAGGAGCCAGUGCAGGCUCCUCAUUGUGAGCACGCUUUUUGCAAUGCCUGUAUCACCCAGUGGUUCUCCCAACAGCAGACGUGUCCUGUCGACCGAAGCGUUGUGACUGUGGCUCACCUGCGCCCUGUUCCCCGGAUCAUGCGUAACAUGCUAUCUAAGCUGCAGAUCACAUGUGACAACGCUGUUUUUGGUUGUACUGCUGUAGUGCGGCUUGACAACCUGAUGUCUCACCUCAAUGACUGCGAACACAAUCCAAAGCGGCCUGUGUCCUGUGAACAGGGAUGUGGCUUGGAAAUGCCCAAAGACGAAUUGCCGAACCAUAACUGUAUAAAACACUUACUGUCAGUAGUGCAACAGCAACAGACAAGAAUAGCUGAGUUGGAAAAGACUUAUGCAGAACAUAAGCACCAAUUAGCAGAGCAGAAACGGGACAUACAGUUGUUAAAAGCAUAUAUGCGAGCGAUACGUAGCGUCAAUCCCAACCUGCAGAAUUUGGAGGAGACUAUUGAAUAUAACGAAAUCCUCGAGUGGGUGAAUUCCUUGCAGCCAGCCCGGGUGACCCGGUGGGGUGGUAUGAUCUCUACACCAGAUGCUGUCCUUCAAGCCGUAAUCAAGCGCUCCUUAGUGGAAAGUGGCUGCCCCACAUCCAUCAUCAAUGAGUUGAUUGAAAAUGCCCACGAACGGAACUGGCCCCAAGGCCUGGCCACCCUAGAAACUCGCCAGAUGAACCGACGCUAUUACGAAAACUAUGUGGCCAAACGCAUCCCAGGCAAGCAGGCUGUGGUUGUGAUGGCCUGUGAGAAUCAGCACAUGGGAGAGGAGAUGGUGCUAGAGCCAGGCCUGGUGAUGAUAUUUGCACACGGAGUGGAAGAAAUUUAAAGACUUAACAGAGAUGAUAAAACAGCGUGCUUGAAAUAUAUAUAUAUAUAUAUAUAUUCCAUGUCUAAGCCCACUGAUUCUGUCCUGUUGUGCUGUACUAGGGCAUCAUUCCUCUCUCUGUUGAAUAAAAUGCCACUUCCUAAUUAUAUUGGGCAAGUGCCCAGCAAUUUAUGCAAAAUGCCAUGCUGCACUCCCUCCUCCUUAUGGUCAUUAACCUGAUCUGAUGUUGACAGAGAUUUCCAAAUGUCUACAAAGGAGCACAACAAAUUCCUCCCUGCUCCAGAAAGAGCAGUCAUAUAACGUCUUUGAACUCCUGAUAUGACUGCAAUGGCUUAGAUAGCUUGGUUCUAGUUUUGGGAUCUGUAAACCAUGACUUAACAUUUUGAGAAACUGAAAGUUAUUCUGAAGAAUUUUAGCCCCCCACUCCCCGGUCUGUUUGGCUUCUCUUGUCUAAGACAUCUCUGUAUAAGCCACAUGCUUUUCCAUUGUGGCCUGUGAAAUAUGGCAUUUACACAGUACUUUUAAGAUAACUUUUCAGCCUUUAUAUAGAGAGGGAUUUUGUGAGAGUGAAGGGAAGAGUAAAACAUGAGAAGGCAGAUGGCAAGUUGGAGUUGCAAGUAAUGCCAAAUGUAUACAUCAGUAGAUCCUUCAAUGUAAACUAUUUUGUGGAGCCAAAAAGCUGCCUCAUCAGGAGAACAAUCUCUGCAACUCAUUUUGGAUGUGUUUACAUUGUAUAAGAAGCAACCCUUUCCUGUUAUGGCCUGGUUUUCAGAGGAAGUCACCUUCUUUAGCUUUGUGGCAUUGGUGCCACCUCUACAGAGUGAAAUGUGAUUCUCCUCCUAAAGUCUGGAGAUCAACUUUCUCCAUGCUCUUGAAGUGUUGCUGAAGGUCUUGAGUGCUUUGCUGACUACUCCUUUCUGAUAAGAAGCAAGCCUUCAAGCAUAUGCAUCGCUCCACCUGAUCAGAAAUGGUUCCUCUAAAUUGCAUGUGCCAUUUAAAGUUGUAUCAACUUCAUGACCUUGUGAAGAAAACAGAAAAUGGAAAAUGAACUCAGAUGAAUCUUCCUUGUCUUGUUACGUUGCCUAUUUUGAGAAAUCUGUAUUACCUGUAUUUAUUUUUUUUCUUUUUUACAUCUUGAUGAUUGUGUUUAGUAUUUUGUAUUAUUUUUGUGCUUGUAUGUUUUUCCUUUUUUUUUUUUUUAAUACAGUAGCUAGGAAUGUCUUCAAGUUUAGUUUACCUGUCAAAUUUAAUUUAUUUGCCAUCAUUUUUUUUUAAUAGCAACUUUCUUCUUUCCGAUGCUUUAAAUAUUUCUUAAUUGCUUAAAGCAUUUGUGCUGGAGUUCUUGAGGACAAGGAAUAAAUGCAUCGAUAAAGGAGCAGUUAGACUUGCUCCGAUUGAAGUAUUUUGCUAUACAGUUCCAUUCUGAGCAGCUUCCAUAUGUUCCACUGCCUGAAUAUUCUUCGCUGAGUAGGAAUAUUUAAACCAGGCUUAACUUUCUUCUCCUAGUGCUUCACACAGAUUUUCUUACUGCUAUGGCAUAAGAGGUCUGUAAUAGUGCAGAAUUUGGAUCACUUCAUAUGAACAGUUCAGAUGUCUGGGGUAAAAAAAUUGCUCCUGGAAACCCUCAGUAGGAACAACGGCUGCUUGAGAAGACCUACUUGUGCUGUCUCACUAGAAGUGGCAUGGGAAAUGUUCUCAUUAUGUGCAAUAGUAAGUGGCCUAAUACUACAUGAUGAGCCCAUGAUGGAGAAUCCAUGUUAUAGCAAUACGGUUCUCAUUCCUGUUGGUUACUGGCAAUCUUGUCCUCUAUGAAAGAGAAGAGAGAGGGGACCUUGGAAGAAGAUACAGUAGUUCAAUUUCAGUCACCUAACAAAAGCAACCCCUGUCCUUCCGUCAUUUGUAUGAAUAAAGAUUGUGAAUAAUUCUCAAUAUUUGCCAGGCAGAUGCUGUUUCAGAUUCUGUUUUGUGGGAAACGCCUGUGCUUUGAAGACUCAGUUUAGUGGCCUUUACUUCUUUGCAAAUCUGACUGAUAGGUUUUGCAUUGUUUUUCAGCUGUGCUGGGUCCUCAUUUCCUCCCACCUUUCAGUUUUAAUCUUUGCUGACAUACUGCUUUAUGCUCUUCCUCUCUCCUCCCUCGUCCACACCCCUUUGAUGGUAGAGCAUUGUUUUAGAAACUGAGUCUGUCUCUGAUAACUGUUUCUGGUGGUGUGAAUUAUUACUUAAAGUAUCUUAAAAGUUCA